Protopterus annectens (West African lungfish) is the source of this 693-nucleotide messenger RNA. It is a transcript of the gene PPIA, whose product is annotated as peptidylprolyl isomerase A. The record is from RefSeq and is a predicted model, not a curated record. NCBI's taxonomy places the organism in Eukaryota, Metazoa, Chordata, Ceratodontiformes, Protopteridae. Gene Ontology annotation, cellular component: intracellular membrane-bounded organelle. Gene Ontology annotation, molecular function: peptidyl-prolyl cis-trans isomerase activity. Gene Ontology annotation, biological process: protein folding; protein peptidyl-prolyl isomerization.
CUGGAUCAAGAAGAAGUAGUUUUAGUUGGGGGUACGGAAGGUAGUAGAUUUAUUGUAGUAUACUGUAAUUAAGUGCGAGUUCUAGCAUUAAUUAUGAGUAACCCAAGAGUAUUUCUUGAUAUAACUAUCGCUGAUAAGCCCGCUGGUCGGCUCGUCUUAGAGUUGAGAGGGGAUGUUGUUCCCAAGACAGCAGAAAACUUCCGGGCUUUGUGUACUGGUGAUAAAGGAUUUGGGUUCAGGGGUUCUGCCUUCCACAGAAUAAUUCCUGGCUUCAUGUGUCAGGGAGGAGAUUUCACUAAUGGUGAUGGCACUGGUGGAAAGUCAAUCUAUGGUCACAAAUUCAAUGAUGAAAAUUUUAGUCUUAAGCACAGUGGUAGAGGAUGCCUGUCCAUGGCAAAUGCUGGGCCCAACACAAAUGGGUCUCAAUUUUUCAUCUGCACUGGACAAACUCAGUGGCUUGACGGAAAGCAUGUAGUCUUUGGAAGAGUCAUAGAAGGCAUGGAUGUGCUAAAUGAAAUGGAAAAAACUGGAACACAGAAUGGAAAACCAAAAGCAAAAGUUGUCAUUGCAGACUGUGGUCAGCUUUGAGCCAUUCCUUUGUUAGCAACAAACUUGUGUUUUGUCAGUUGUGCUGCUCCUGAUGUCCGUGGGCUUCACUUAAGUGUUGCUACAAUAAAGUUUAUAUGAAAACCA